This is a messenger RNA of Desarmillaria tabescens, 1537 nucleotides long. RefSeq lists its product as uncharacterized. The transcript is spliced from 3 exons. Lineage: Eukaryota; Fungi; Basidiomycota; Agaricomycetes; Agaricales; Physalacriaceae. The record is from RefSeq and is a predicted model, not a curated record. Bases 45 to 1271 code for a protein of 408 amino acids.
AGUGACGGACAGUGUCAACUUCAGGAGGAAUAUCCUAAGACACCAUGGACGCUACGGAUGCAACGUUCCAUUUGGAUGCAGUUGCACGUUCCAUACCGGAGCCUGUAUUCCCACACAAGGAUCUAAACUCUCACGUCUCUGGACUUCUUCGUGCUACACGACCUUUUUUUGAUACCGACCUUGACUGGAUAUUCCCCAAUAUUGAGGUCCUCCAACAACAGGUCUCAGUAUAUGACACGUUGCUAGACCGCAUCGAUGAAAUCAGAUCAAAAGUGCAAAGCCAUCAUGAUGCAGUUCAGAAGUCAUUGGCGGUGUAUGCGUCAACGCUAGCACCCAUCCGACGUCUUCCCAGCGAUGUUCUUCGAUCCGUUUUUCGCGAGAUACAAAUCUCGCAGUGGCAGAACGCUGGAAAAGCAAAACAGAAAGAUGGCGAGGUGUUGGAUUUUUCACAGGCUCCGUGGGUGCUCAGUGGUAUAUGCGGUGCUUGGAGGGAUAUUGUUCUAUCCUAUCCCCAACUCUGGUCGCAUAUAAUACUUGACUUUCCGCUUCCUCGUACAAUGGGCCUGUCUGGCGAACGUCGGUUUCCCCCUCGUCACGGUCAUACGAUCGACGCACUAAAAGUCGCGAUCCAUCAUUCGGAACGGUAUCCUCUCGAAAUAGUGUUCAAACUUGGCCCUGGUGGCGAUGAAGAUAUGGCCGUUGAAGCUCUUUCCGUGAUUGCCAAGGAGUCAUAUCGGUGGAGGACCUUGGAGCUCUGUACAUUCUUGGGAUUGUUGGAGCGGUUGAAGGUGGUUCGCGAAAAGAUUCCUUGUCUAGAAUCUUUCACUUUGGACGCUUUAGAUAUGUCAAGAAGCGACAGAGCAGACCUGCCUGAAGAUACUCAAUGUAUCUUCGCUGAUGCCCCUCGCCUUCAAAGGGUGAUUUUACGCGGCGCCUACUGUGUCGGGGAUUUCAUAUUUCCUCCUCAUAUCACUCAUCUCGCCGCAUAUGCGAGGAAUUUUUCUAACCUUGGAAUUUAUCGGUCUCUCGUAGAAUGCCAUCUCAGGGUACAUCAAACAGACGAUCAGGAUGUCUCCCUUCCUCUUAACAUCUACCUUCCCAAUGUCCGGUGCCUUUUUGUGUCAUCACUGCGAGUACUGGCACAUCUGUGUCUACCUUCCUUGAAUAAUCUCAGAGUCAAUCGUAUCAACUUGGACCCUGAUGCAAACACGCGCGAUGUUCAGAUCGUGAAUGAUUUCAUCCGACGUUCGCGGUGCUCCCUUCCAGAUUAGUCUUCCAUUCUUCGAACGCAGACGAUCAGAUCUUCGUCUGAGAGUCACUCUUAUUCAUGGACACUCUGGUGUCCUUGGACAUUUUGUUCCUUUGGGGCUCUGAGGAUACCUUCGAUGCUCUUGCUCCUAUUGGAUUCCUCCCGAAUUUGCAGCAUCUACAGUUAUUUUGUUUUGGUAUAUCCGGGUCUUCAUCCCAAGAUUCCCUUGUCGCUAUGAUCUCUUUGCAUAGGGAAAAUCUUCGUUCGGUCAAAAUUUACUGUUCCAGG